GGGUGGUCUCUAUACAUUAUUCACCUGUAGGUUUGUUCUCGUGUUUCUGGUCGGGAGGUGGUGUCACAGAGAAGCACAGACACACCAAGGUCAGCUCACAUACUAAGCUGUGUGAUAGUUUCAUUUGCAGCAAUCGGCUCCCUGGCAGUUAUUGUGCCUUAAUACGGAAUGAAUUAAUUCACAACCUUUUGCCAGGGCAAUGUCUGAAAGUAGAAAGGCCGCUGCACUCUCCUGUUUUGAUGUCAACUUUGUCUUUAACCCGGUGGAAUCGUGUCCUCAACCGAGUCAAACCACAUCGAGCUGUCCACUGACCGUGAACUCCGACACAUAUAAAGUCAUUUAUUCCCUUUAGGCUUUUUGGUGCAAGUUUACUCAACUCACCAGAUCAAUGCUGCGUGGAGUCAGUCUGAAAGGCUGCAAUUAAUUUGUGGAUCGAUUGGGCAUUAGGAAAGCAUUCCACUUUGUACAAUUAAUGCGAGGAUGGAGGAGUGUGUUCUGCCCGAAUUGAAGGAGAUAGAGAGCAAGAUGGGACGGAAGAUUCCCGAGAGCCUGCUGCGGUCACUGCGGGAGAAGCAGCAGGGCCCGUACAAGGAAGAGAAAGUCGCUCUUUCUAACACGGGGACACUAAGUAACUGCAGCGCGCUGGAGAGACUGGAGACUAAGAUUCAGAUAUUGAAGAGAGACAUGGCUCGCCUCAGGGCAAUUGAUGUCAAAUUGAUGCAUCAGUUAUUGUCCAUCAAUGAAGGUAUUGAGUCGAUCAAGUGGAUAAUAGAGGAGAAAGGCAACAUGACGAGCAGGGGGAGCAGCUUGACGAGCAGUCUCUAUAGCUUGGCAGAAAGCCAGAGCCCUUCACUCCAAGGCAGCUGGAAUAGCCUGCAAGAUGGCAGUGAUGGGCUUGAUGAAAUCUCAGUGGGAAGUUACCUGGACACGCUGGCUGAUGACUUGCCAGGUGACUGCACACCUUCUGACCUAGAUCCCUUCUCAGACGGAUGUGUAACAACAGAUUCACUUAACAGUGAAUCUAUCAACAAAGAAUCCAAAGAUGACUCUGAUGAUGGAUAUUAUUGUUUUGGAUAAAUUAUGUGAGAAUAAAAUAUUUUUCUGUGUCUAAAAACAGAUGGAAGAAAUUAUUGUUCAGCCUUUCAUUAUACAUCACCCCCACUGAUACAGUGUUUAACAGCAGUUGGUCUGAUAUUAGUCAUUUCACACUACUGCCCAAAGUCAACUAUACCAUGUUAAGUUCUUGUGACAUUGUUAUCAAAUUUAUUUUGAAACUUAAGAGUAGAAUUUCAAUUUAUAAUCUGGGUGGAACCACUUCAAAAGGUGCAAAAAUCAGGGUAAUUUCAACACAAACGAGGAGGUCCCAAAACAAAUCCUGCUUAAGAUGUUUUUAAUACUUUGUAACAGUUGAAGAUUCAAUGCACCCUAUAAUCCUAAUUAAAAAUCUGAAGUUCUGCCAGUCACCCUGAUUUGACUUCUUGGGCACACAGGCACAUUUUAAAUGCCCUUGAAAACUAAGCUGACUCGUGUGCACCAGUCAAACUACAAAUUGUUCAGUAUUGCUUUGAAACUCAUUUUUACAAUGACUUUUAAUUUACUUUCUGCAUAAAGAACACUGGCAAAAGUGCUUAUUUACAAUCAGGUGGAUACAUCCAAACAUAUGAAUUAGGAGAAAUCUAAGACAUUUGGCCCUCAAGCCUGCUCCACCAUUCAAUAAGAUUAUGGCUGAUCUAUUUGUGUUUGAAUUCCACAUUCCCAGCUGCCCCCCAAUAAUCUUUGAUUUGCAUCUGUCUAAAAAAUAUGCAAUGACCCCACCCCCAUCAAGUUCUGAGGCAGAUUUCCAAAAGCGCAUACUCAGAGAAAAAAACCUUUUCCUUGUCCUAAAUGGGACCACUGAUUUUCAAAAAGUGCCCCCAGUUCAAUAUUCAUCCAUAGUUUUCACCUUGGCAAAACCAUUCAGGUUCUUGAACACAACAGUCAAAUCAUCACUCUCUUCUAAACUCCACUGAAAACAAAUCCAGCAUGGCCAACCUAUCCUCAAGUCAACCAACUCAUUCCACGUAUCAACCUAUUAAACCUCCUCUGAACUGCCUCCAGAUUCAAUGGGCUGAAUGGCCUCUACGUGCACUGUAGAGAUUCUAUGAAUUGUUGUACCUGCUCAUUCACUUUUGGGAUUCUUGCAUUAGAACACCUAGAUCUCUCUACACCUCAAACUUCUGCAGUGAUGCUCCAUUUAAGUAUUUUUUUUAUCCUUCCUGCCAAAGUGAACAAUUUCACAUUUUCCCACAUUGUGGUCCGUCUGCCAGAUUUUUUGCCCACUCACUUAACCUGUGCAUAUCCAUCUGCAUCCUCUUUGUCUUUUCCAAAAUGCCAAAUUUUCCUAUUUUCAUGUCACUUAAAAAUUUAGGAACUAUCCCUUUGCUCCCCUCAUCCAAGUCAUUUUGGUGAGUGAUGCCCCAAUGCAGUCUCCUGUGGAAUUUUACUCAUCACAUCAUACUAAUCAGAUAAGGACCUAUUUAUCUUUCUUUUUAUCACCCAGUUAAUUCUCUGCUAAUGCUAACAUUUUACACCCAACACCAUGAGCUUUACUUUUCACAAUAAUGGUUUAUGUGACAUCUUGUCAAAUGCCUUCUGGAAGUUCAAGUGUAGUACAUUUACAGGCUCCCCUUUUUCCACAAUGCAUCUUACUUUUUUCAGAGAACUCCAAGAGUCAGUUAAACAUGAUUUCUCUUUCAUCAAACUAUGCUGACUCUUCCCAAUUACCUUGAGGUUUUCUAAGGGCCCAGCUAGUUCUCCUUAAUGAUGAUAACACAUUCCCCAUGCCAGAUGAAAAACUAAUUGAUUUAUACAUUCCUUUUCUCUGCCCCUUCUUCUUGAAAAGAGGAAUUAUAUUUGUUACUUACCAGGCUGAAGAAAUCUUUCCUGAAUCUCUGAAAUUUUAGAAAAUCAGUUCUAAAGUAUCUAUGAACUCCUUAGCCACCUUUCUUAACUACUGACUAUGAUGUCUAUUUAGUCACCUCGUAGCUGUCUCACUUCACUCAGAGUCCCUUCCCUGGUGAUUGCAAUUUUACAAAGUUCUCUUGAUCUUCCACCUCUUGAUUCACAGUUAUAGGUGGAAUUUAUUUUUUGCAAUCUCCACUGUGACGACAGAAGUAUAUUAUUUACUCAUUCUGCCAUUUUCUUAUUAUCUACUAUUAAUUUUCCAUUCUCACUGUGAAGGACCAAUGGUGACAUUAUUUACACUUUUCCACUUUAAAUUACCUGUGGAAACUCCUUUCCCCAGUUUUACAUUUCUAGAUAAUUUCCUUUCGUAUUCUAAUUUUUUCUUCCCGAUUAAUCUACAAGUCAUUAUCGGCUAUUGUUUUAUAUCCUGUGCAAUGAACUAAGUAUUUGGUGCAAUUAUGUGCACUUUUUCUUAUGUAUUAUGCUUUCCUUAACUUAUUUAGUUAACAGAUGGUGGAUCUCAUUUUGGAUUUUUUUCUUUAUAAUAGGAACAUAUUUGUGAGGAGUAUUCUAAAAUACCCCCUUAAUUGUGAGCAACUAUUUCUCUAUUGGUCUGUCUCCUCACCUAAUAUGCCAGUUCACUUCAACUAGCUCAGCUUUCAUUCACUAAUAGUUGCCCUUACUUAAAUUAAAUACUAAUCUGAGACUCAUUCUUCUAUCUUUCAAUCUGGAUGCAAAAAUCAAUUAUAUUGUGACCCUUUCUAUCUAGGGGUUCUUUACUCUGAGAUAAUUAAUGAAUCCUGUCUUAUUGCUCAAUGCCAAGUCUCUUAUAAUCUGCUGUCUGAUCAGUUCCAGAACAUACCGAUAUAAGAAACUCAAAAUCAUUCUGUGAAGAUCAUUCAGGUUAAUAUUGCCAGUCUGAUUUUUCUAGUGUCUAUGUAUAGAUUAAAUUAAUCCAUGCUUAUUGUUGUAAUAAACCCAUUUUCAGCAGAGUUAAUAAAACUGCAUUAAGUUACCAUGAUUAAAUACAUCAAGAAUUAAUUUGUAUUGUGAAGCAAAGAGUAAGAAUUACAUCUAUUACUCUGUAUAAUUGUGCUGGCCCGUGGGGAUGGUUUUAUGUUUGCAGUUAUGCAAAAUGAAUUCUUGCAAAAAUGUUGUAUCGCAGCACAAUUUCAAUUGAAUUUUGAGUGCAAUUUGCCAUAUUUGGCCAGAAGGAGCAACUCUUAAACUACUAGUUUAAACUGAUAGUGAAACUUUCAUUUAUGUUUUUGCAAGGGAAACAAAAGAAACACUGUGCAUUAGCAAACAGGUACAUCCACCGGUCUUACUUAUUUUAAAUUUUCAACAAGAAAAUGGAAGGUUUUUUUUUAAAUGAUGUCUCAAUGUACAAUGAAGUGACUGUGUCACUUAUGAACUGAAUUAAAUUCAAACUUCGUCAAUUUAAUAAUAAAUUACCUGUAUUUCACUAAGUGACAUAAGCUUUCUUCAUUCUACUUUUGAAACUGUUUCAAAACAUUUCAGUGUUACAGUUACAUGCCAAUCCUAGAAGUCUAUCUGUUUGGGUUGAUAAAUUUGCACUCUCUAUCAUGCGAUUGUGCAAGUCCUCCGUUUUCGCCAUGAAUUAAAGGUGCCAGUAAAAAUGAA
Chiloscyllium plagiosum (whitespotted bambooshark) is the source of this 4587-nucleotide messenger RNA. RefSeq names its product leucine rich adaptor protein 1-like. Gene Ontology annotation, biological process: positive regulation of canonical NF-kappaB signal transduction. The record is from RefSeq and is a predicted model, not a curated record. NCBI's taxonomy places the organism in Eukaryota, Metazoa, Chordata, Chondrichthyes, Orectolobiformes, Hemiscylliidae.